This is a messenger RNA of Aspergillus sclerotioniger CBS 115572, 1980 nucleotides long. Its product is annotated as amino acid permease. NCBI's taxonomy places the organism in Eukaryota, Fungi, Ascomycota, Eurotiomycetes, Eurotiales, Aspergillaceae. Gene Ontology annotation, biological process: transmembrane transport. Gene Ontology annotation, molecular function: transmembrane transporter activity. Gene Ontology annotation, cellular component: membrane. The record is from RefSeq and is a predicted model, not a curated record. Bases 173 to 1876 code for a protein of 567 amino acids. The transcript is spliced from 3 exons.
UCUAUUCAGGAAUAGUUCAUGAGGUUGUGAGCUUGAGUUUACGGGUGCUGCAUAAUAGUCUUGCUUGCUUUUUCUUUCCCUUCACGCCACUGGACGCCCCGCUACCCUUACCUCUUGGGAUCCGCCGCACUCCAUCCCUACUGCCUACUGCCUUUUGCAUCCUGCUGCCACCAUGUCUGGUGCGAGCAGCCACAAGGUCAUUCCCAAAGGAGCAGUAUACACCGACAUCGACCAUGAACCCGUCACGACCGUCCUGCCGCAAGGCGACAUCCCCUUUGUCGACCAUGAGAUGGACGCGGACGAAAGGGUGAUUGUGGCCCUGGGAUAUAAGCAAGAGUUCAAGCGCGAGUUCUCGCUGUGGACGACUUUCUGCGUUAGUUUUUCGGUGUUGGGGCUGCUUCCAUCGUUUGCAAGCACGAUAUACUACGGAAUGGGCUAUGCAGGGACUGCCGGUAUGGUCUGGGGCUGGAUCAUUGCGAUGAUCUUCAUCCAAUGUAUUGCAAUGUCCAUGGCGGAGCUAUGCUCUGCGAUGCCUACGAGUGGUGGGCUUUACUACGCUGCAGCAGUUCUUGCCCCUCCAAAAUACGGGCCCUUUGCCGCGUGGAUUACCGGUUGGUCCAAUUGGAUCGGGCAGAUUACCGCAGCGCCGUCUGUGGACUAUGCGCUCUCUGCAAUGAUUCUCGCCGCUGCGUCGAUACAGAAUCCGGACUAUGUCCCGACAAAUUGGCAGGUCUACCUCCUGACAACGCUCGUCAUGGUCAUCCAUACGGCGAUCAGCAGCAUGCCCACCAUAUGGGUUGCGCGCGUCAAUUCGUGGGGCUCAACGUUUAACAUGCUUGCCCUCAUCGUGGCCCUCAUCGCCAUCCCUGCCGGAACUACCAACGAGCCCAAAUUCACCUCGUCCAAGGAAGUCUGGGGUACCAUCACCAACCUCACCGACUUCCCCGACGGCGUUGCCGUGCUGAUGACCUUUGUCGGAGUCAUCUGGACCAUGUCCGGCUACGAUUCGCCCUUCCACCUGAGCGAGGAAUGCUCCAACGCCAAUAUCGCCUCGCCGCGUGCGAUUGUGAUGACCUCCGGCGUGGGAGGCCUGUUGGGUUGGUUCCUGCAGCUCGUCGUCGCCUACACCGUCACUGAUAUCAAUGCGGUCAUCAAUUCGGAUCUGGGCCAACCCUGGGCCUCGUACUUGCUGCAGGUCAUGCCGCGUAAGACCGCCCUCGCCAUUUUGUCACUGACCAUCAUCAGCGGGUUCUCCAUGGGACAAGGCUGCAUGGUGGCCGCAUCACGAGUAACGUACGCCUACGCGCGAGAUGACUGCUUCCCUCUAUCAAAAUACUGGAAGAUGGUCAACUCGCGCACCCAGACCCCUGUCAACGCGGUGAUCCUCAACGGCGUUCUAGGAAUCCUCAUGUGUCUGCUAAUCCUGGCUGGCGAUGUUGCCAUUGGAGCGUUGUUCUCGAUUGGAGGUAUCGCCCAAUUCGUCGCCUUCGCCGUUCCCAUCGCGAUUCGGGUGUUCUUCGUGGGACACCGAUUCCGCAAGGGCCCAUGGCAUCUGGGCCCUUUCGGACCAUGGAUCGGAGGAAUGGGUGUGGCGUUCGUGCUUCUUAUGGUGCCCGUGCUGUGCCUGCCCAGCGUCACGGGGUCUGAUCUGACGCCAGAUCUGAUGAACUGGACGUGUCUGGUCUGGGGGGCACCGAUGCUGGGGGUGACUAUCUGGUGGUUUGUGGAUGCACACAAAUGGUUCAAGGGACCGAAGGUGAACGUGGAGCAUGCAAUUCAUACUGUGGAGGAGGCGUCUGUUAUUGACGGCAUCGACGGCGUGGGCGGAGAUGAUGAUGCAGGGCAAGAUACAUCGAGCAAGGCGUCUACAAGGUAGUCUUGGCCGUGUGCUGUGCUUUUAAUGCUGUGUUUUAGUUGGAUAUAGCCAUAUAUACAUAGUACCUUGUGAAUACUUAAUCGAAUGGCAGCAGUUUGCUGGAC